UGUUAUAUGAGUGAUAUAUGCUAAACAACUAAUUCCAUAACUGUGCAAGCAAGCAUAGUUAAACUGUAUUGUAAAUGUUUAUCAUGAUUUGUAGUUCUCUUUACUUUUGCAUUAGUAUAAAUCCAAAACAGUAAAAAAGAAAGAUAUAUUUUUCAGAGAGAACUCUCCCAUUUUGAGCAUAAGGUCAACUUUACUUUUUGAAGUAUCUGCAAUUAUUUUUCCAUUUUUGUGAAGGAAAUAACAGUUUGGAUUGUAGACACCAUUGUCUGCUACAAGAUCAUAAUAUCCUGUUAUAAUCUUGUUGCAGAGAACUCUGCAGAACCAUUAUGGUAUGACAGUACUUGUUUUCCAAAUGCUGUAAACUACCACAAGACAAAAAUACACAACAAAACAGGCUUCAACCACGUUGCUUGCACAAAAUUAUAGACGGAAGGAGUGAGAGUGAAAAUGUACAAGACACAGCUGCAACAGCUGUGCCAACAGAGAAGAUGGAGUUUGCCAAAAUACUCCGCCAUGAAUGAUGGUCCUCAACACAAGCCAAGCUAUAAGGCUUCUGUUCUUGUCAACGAUGCCACUUUUACUUCUUCUGAUACUUUCAAUUCAACCAAAGAAGCUCAAAACCAAGCUGCAAUGAGAGCUUUUCUCAACUUAUCUUCUCAUUCAUCUGGCUCUUCAACACCAACUGAGGAAGUUGGAGCUGCCAAACCUCAAGAGACUCCGGUUAUAAUGACCGAGACGGCUCGUUUGAUGAGCAAACAUCAGUUGCAAAACUAUGCUCGAAAGAACCAUCUCGAUCCACCUGUUUUUACAGUUAAGACUGAGGGGCUACCUCAUGACAUUCGCUAUAAGGCUACUGUUGUUAUUGGUGGGAAAUCAUUUGACAGCCAAACAUUUUUCAACACAAGAAAAGAGGCAGAACAGGCUGCUGCAAACGUUGCUUUGAUGGAAUUGCCAAUUUCAGUUGACUUGUUUCAGAAGGGUGAAUCCUGUCCACCCAAGAGUUUACUGCUUGAAUUAACACAGAGAGAAGGUUUUUCCAAACCAACAUAUAAAACUACUGAGUCUCGUUCUUCUAAUAUGCCAAGUUUUUUCUCAACUGUGGAAGUAGAGGGUGUUGAAUUUCACGGAAAGGCGUCUCGAUCCAAAAAACAGGCCGAACAUGAUGCUGCCAAGAUUGCUUACAUUGCCUUACAAGAGUAUGGACUUCAUAUGUAUGCUUCUUUUUCUUCCUCUACCAAAGAAAACAUGGCAAUACAAUCAACUCAUAAACUAGACAUUGUUAAAUCCAUGCAGAUCCCUAACUGUGAAGGUUUGUUUCUUUAUCUUCAUACAAAAACAUAUCUUAUCAAUGAACUUUUGGAUCAGGAGAUAUUACUAUGA
Lathyrus oleraceus (garden pea) is the source of this 1380-nucleotide messenger RNA. Its product is annotated as double-stranded RNA-binding protein 1. Lineage: Eukaryota; Viridiplantae; Streptophyta; Magnoliopsida; Fabales; Fabaceae. The coding region runs from base 448 to 1380 and encodes 310 amino acids. The record is from RefSeq and is a predicted model, not a curated record. The transcript has 7 exons.